UUGUCUGGUGGAGACAGGAUGCUGACGGGGGUGGGGGGCUAGCGCUGGGACCGGGGCUUGGAAUGCGAGACUGGAUCCAGCUGUGGGUUGGCUGUCUCCUCUCCCCUGUUCCACCCCCUCCCAGCCACCAGGUGCUCAGUCUCCCGUCGGCGGAGCAGGAAUAAACUUUCCUGGCUAAGUUAGAUGGAUGGUCCCCAUUAGCCUGGCGGGCUGCCCCCUCCUGCCUCCCUGCCAACUCCCCUUGUCAAGGAAGGUGCCUCUGUGUGUGAGGGAGGCUGGGGGGCACGAGCAUUUGGGUGGGGGUUGGGGGUGCCCUGCCCCUCGAGCAGGAAUGGUGCCCCCAGGGAAGAAACCAGCUGGAGAGGCUUCCAACUCCAACAAGAAGUGCAAGCGUUACUUUAACGAGCACUGGAAAGAGGAGUUUCCCUGGCUGGACUUUGACUACGAGCGGAAGCUGAUGUUUUGCCUCGAGUGCCGCCAGGCCCUGGUGCGGAACAAGCACGGCAAAGCUGAGAACGCCUUCACCGUGGGCACCGACAACUUCCAGCGCCAUGCCCUGCUGCGCCAUGUGACCUCGGGGGCCCACCGCCAGGCUCUGGCCGUCAACCGGGGCCAGCCCACUUUUGAGGGCCAGGCUGAGGGAGGAGGGGCCUACCCAGGCCUGGCAAGCACCCCCACCUCCAGGGGCGUCAAGGUGGAGGUGGACCCGGCCAAAGUGGCUGUGCUGACCACGGUGUACUGCAUGGCCAAGGAGGACGUGCCUGACGACCGCUGCUCUGCCCUGCUCGAGCUGCAGAGGUUCAACCUGUGCCAGGCACUGCUGGGCACGGAGCAUGGCGAUUACUACAGCCCCAGGAGGGUGAGGGACAUGCAGGUGGCCAUUGCCAGUGUCUUGCACACAGAGGCCUGCCAGCGCCUGAAGGCAUCCUCCUAUGUGGGGCUGGUGUUGGACGAGACCAGGGACUGGCCUGAGUCCCACAGUCUGGCCUUGUUUGCCACUUCGGUGUCCCCCUGCGAUGGCCAGCCUGCCACCACCUUCCUGGGCAGUGUGGAGCUACAGGAGGGCGAGGCCACCGCUGGCCAACUCCUAGACAUCCUGCAGGCUUUUGGCGUGUCUGCACCCAAGUUGGCCUGGCUCAGCUCCAGCCUCCCCAGUGACCUCCUGGGGAGUGUGGGCCGGCAGCUCCGGGCUGCCUGCCCACUGCUCACUGAGCUACACUGCCUCCCUGGCCGGACAGAUCCCAAGCCCCCUGCCUACCUCGGUGAAUAUGAAAGUGUCCUGGAUGCCCUAUUCCGCCUCCACGGUGGCCCCAGUUCCCACAUGGUCCCUGAGCUCCGGGCGGCACUGGACCUUGCAGCAGUUGACUUGGCAGGACCACGGCCAGUGCCCUGGGCCUCCCUGCUGCCUGUCGUGGAAGCCGUGGCUGAGGCUUGGCCUUGCCUGGUGCGCGCCCUGGAGGCCUCUGCUCCCGCCUCGCCUACAGCUAGGGCAUUGGCCCUGGCCCUGCGCCAGUUCACCUUCGUGGCCUUUACCCACCUGCUGCUGGACGCUCUGCCCUCCCUGCAGAAGCUCGCCCUUGUCCUGCAGCCAGAGGAGCCGGACUUGGCCUUGCUGCAGCCCCUGGUGAUGGCGGCUGCAGCCGCGCUCCAAGCGCAGCGCAGCUCGGGUGGGGCGCGCCUCCAAGGCUUCCUGCAGGAACUGGCGCCCUCUGGCCCCGACUUGGGCGGUGGGCGCUGCACCUACCGAGGCGUGGAGCUUAUCGGCUACUCCGAGGCUGCGGUCCGGGACUUGGAGCGGCUGCGCGGGGCCUUCCUGGACUCCAUGCGGAGGGGGCUGCGGGACUCGUACCCCGGGCCCUCGCUGGACGUCGUGGCCGCCUUCGCGGCGAUCUUCGACCCGCGCCGCUACCCGCAGGCGCAGGCGGAGCUGGGCGCGCACGGCGAGGGGGCGCUGCGGGUGCUACUGAGCGCCUUCGCCCCGGCCGUGGUGCGCCAGCGGGCGCUGGGCGACUUCGCGCUCUUCAAGAGCGUGGUGGGCAGCCUCGGGCGGCUCGGCCCGCGGGCGCUGUGCGCCAGGCUGGCGUGCGCGCACUCCGAGCUGCAUGAGCUCUUCCCCGACUUCGCCGCCCUCGCCGCCCUAGCCCUGGCGCUGCCCGUGGGCGCCGGCCUCCUGGACAAGGUCGGCCGCAGCCGGGAGCUGCGGGGGUGGGGGCAGGGCGAGGCCGGGGAAGGCCGGGGCGACCCCGCGGUCAAGAUCGCCAUGGAUGGGCCCCCGCUGCACGAAUUUGACUUUGCGCUGGCCGCCGAGUUCUUAGAGAGUGGGUGGGGGGAGGGGCUCCUGGGGUCGCAGCUCACAAGAGGGCGGCCUCCUCCUCUCGGUCCAGCCAGCCUGGGGCCCUGGGCACUCUCAGGGCCAAGCUGAACCUGACUGAGCUGCGCUCAAAAAGACCCGCUAACUGUGGCCUCCGGCCCACCAUCCCGGUGCUUCUUCCGCUCCACGCUGAGUACCAGCCCAGCCCCGCAGGCUGUGGAGGAGGGGCUGGGGCGAUGGGAGCCUGCGCGAGUGGGCAGAGAUGCUAGGGUCUGGGACACCCUAAAUAUCACUCCUGUCCUUUACAGACUUUGGUGAGGAGCAGCUCACCCUUUCCCUCUGGACUUUGCCCAAGUUUUUGCCCUAGAAAAUUUGGGGGGUCUUGGUUGGAGGGAGGAAGACUGGGUUGAGGGGUUGAGGGAAAGGAGAGUGGGUCCUUGACUCUUUCUCAGCCACUCUCCUGGCAGCAUCUCUUCUCCAGAUGUGACUGGAGAGAAGAGCACUGUCCUUGUUUUUGACACACAGCAUAGCACCCUCUCUGUUUACAAGCUAGCAGUUCAAGGGGGGUAGUGGUUUUCUCCCUCUCCUCCCCACCAAUAGGCUGCCUGAGGCUUUUCUGUAUAUAACCAUGUAUAUAGACACAUAAAUCUACAAAUGUGAAAUAAAUCUAUCUAUCUUCAUAGUGUUAACACGCAAAUCUAAAAGGACUUCUUUUAGUUUUGCAAUGACAGGGUCCAAAAAAGUCCCAAAUGGACUGGAUUUAUUUCUAAUUUUUUUCUUCCUUGAAGUCUGGUUGUUCCCCAGGUGCCUAGCCCUCCCCUGCCCUCACUUCAGACUUUUAAGACCAAAGACUGGAAAACCAAAAUGCUGAGCCAUGACUGUGAGCACCGGCCUCGGGCCUGACCCCGAGAUGCCCGAGGGCUUUCUGCCCUCCUGGGGGAAGCAGUUGGGACCUCUCCAGAGCUGGGCAACAUAUCCCUUCAGAUUCCAGUGGGUUUCCCGUCCCUUCUGUCAGCCCUUGCUGUGAAUGGUGUGGGAGUCUGGAGUAGGGGUCGUUAGUGAGAGGGGAGGGGGCAGCAGGCCUUUCCCCAGAGCUCCUGGGUUUGGGUUUAAUUUGCAAUAAAGUGGAAACCCAGUGCA
Equus caballus (horse) is the source of this 3451-nucleotide messenger RNA. RefSeq names its product zinc finger protein 385C (gene ZNF385C). Gene Ontology annotation, molecular function: nucleic acid binding; zinc ion binding. The record is from RefSeq and is a predicted model, not a curated record. Gene Ontology annotation, cellular component: nucleus. Lineage: Eukaryota; Metazoa; Chordata; Mammalia; Perissodactyla; Equidae.